AUGGAGUUCGGGGAAAAGUGGUUAAGAUGGAUGGAAAGUACUAUUUUCUCUAGCGACAUGUCCGUUCUCAUUAACGGAAGCACCACAAAGGAGUUUAAAGUGGAGAAGGGGUUGCGUCAAGGAGAUCCUUUAUCUCCUUUUUUGUUCGUUUUGGUUACUGAUGUUUUAUCGACAUUGAUGAGGAAGGCUAUCAUUAAUGGAGAUUUUCACGCUUUCAAAAUUAAUGAAGAAGAGGAGAUUAGUGAUACUUUUAAUUUGUGGAGUAUGAAAGCGGUGUUAAGGGGUUUCAAGGUUAUGUCGGGAUUGAGGAUCAACUUUAAAAAGAGCAACAUCUACGAAAUCAACGUGGGGAAUUGGUACCUUGAGGCGGCUUCUUCUUUUCUUUCGUGCAAAGUAGAUAAACUUCUGUUUAAAUUCCUUGGAGUCAAGGCUCCAUCGAAGGUCUUAAAUGAGAUUACCUCGAUUCAAAGGAAAUUCUUAUGGGGCGGGUGUGAUAUCAAAAGAUCCAUUUGUUGGGUUCGUUGGGAUUCGGUUUGUAAAUCUCGUGAAGAAGGAGGGCUUGGUGUUAAGAAUGUGGAGGUUAUGAACGCGGCGUUAUUAAGUAAGUGGAAAUGGAGAAUUUUAUCGGAUGAAGAGGUUGUUUGGAGGCGUAUCCUAGAAUCUAGAUACAACAACGUGAGGAGGAAAGUGUUAAUAGGUGCGGUGUCGUGCGUUGUUGGCAAUGGCAGAAACAUACCUUUCUGGUAUGGUUGCUGGGCGGACGAGAAGCCUUUAAUGGAGUUGUUUCCUGACCUGUUCACGCAGGCUAAGGAGGACGGUAUGACUGUAGAGGAGGCUGGCGAAUCGACACCCGGAGGCGGCUGGCAGUAG
Vicia villosa (hairy vetch) is the source of this 870-nucleotide messenger RNA. RefSeq lists its product as uncharacterized. NCBI's taxonomy places the organism in Eukaryota, Viridiplantae, Streptophyta, Magnoliopsida, Fabales, Fabaceae. The coding region runs from base 1 to 870 and encodes 289 amino acids. The record is from RefSeq and is a predicted model, not a curated record. The transcript is spliced from 4 exons.